Alternaria burnsii is the source of this 933-nucleotide messenger RNA. RefSeq lists its product as uncharacterized. Bases 1 to 933 code for a protein of 310 amino acids. The record is from RefSeq and is a predicted model, not a curated record. Lineage: Eukaryota; Fungi; Ascomycota; Dothideomycetes; Pleosporales; Pleosporaceae. The transcript has 4 exons.
AUGGUCACCGUGGCAGUCAUCGGCGGGACAGGCUCUGUCGGCAAAACAAUCGUCGACGCUUUCCUAGCAGAAGGGUCUCAUGAGGUCAUUGUAAUCUCUCGCAAGGUUCCGGAAGGCAAGAGCGCUGCCAAAGUCAUCGCGGUGGAUUACACAGACGUCGAAGAGCUCACCAAAACGCUUGAGGAAAACAAUAUCCAUACCGUCAUCUCAACCAUUGUCAUGUAUGAUCCUGAAGCUGCAAAGGCAGAGAGGAGCUUCAUUGCAGCUGCAGACAAGUCCUCCUGUACCAAGCGCUUCGUAGUGAGUAACUGGGGCAAUGCUACGCCCGAGGAACCAUCUCUCCAGCUAGAACUCAACGGCCUUCGUGAGCCGAGUAUUGCCGCUGUUCGCAAGACCGGACUGGAAUGGACGCAGUUCUACGUCGGCCUCUUCUUAGACUACUACGGUAUGCCGCACAUACCCACCUACCUUACACCUCUCGUUGUGUUCGUGGACAUGGCGCACAAGACAGCAGCGCUCCCUGGUAAUACGGGCGAUGAAACCAUAAGCUUCACGUACACGCAAGACCUGGCAAGAUUUGUAGUCGCAGCCAUGGGGUUGAAACAUUGGGAAGAAGCGCUGCAUUGCUACAGCGAGAACACUUCUUUGUCUCGCCUCGUGCAGUUAGCUGAAGAAGCCCGCGGUUCAAAGUUCACCAUGACUCUCGACCCUGUCGAGAAGCUUGCACGUGGCGAGAUUACCGAAUUGCCUACUCAUCCACAUUUGUACCCGUACUUCCCCAAGCCGACACUUGUCGGCCUCUUGGCCAAGUUCGGGCUGUGGGCUGUGAAUGGAAUCAUGUUUGUUCCGCAUGAAGGAAGUUUGAACGAGAAGUUUCCUGAGAUCAAGCCCAAGAGUGUGGAGGAAGUUGUUGGGUUCUGGAAAGGAAAGUGA